Molecule: messenger RNA, 4695 nt
Organism: Closterium sp. Naga37s-1
Lineage: Eukaryota; Viridiplantae; Streptophyta; Zygnematophyceae; Desmidiales; Closteriaceae
Source: the annotation of a GenBank genome assembly
AUGCAGCAGGACUACGCGAAGACGGCAUGCAGCAGCGGGCGGGCACUGUGUGCGCUGAUCAACGACAUUCUCGACCUCUCCAAGAUUGAGGCCGAGAAGCUCCGCCUCGAGCGCAUCCCCCUCAACCUGCGCGCCGAGCUCGACGACGUGCUCGCGCUCUUCGUGGAGAGCGCCCAGGAGAAGCGAUCCGUUGAGCUCGCCGCGUUCGUGGCGGACGAUGUGCCGGAAACACUCCUUGGGGAUCCGCUUCGAGUGAAGCAGAUUCUCAUCAACCUCGUCCGCAACGCCCUCAAGUUCACCACCAAGGGCCAUGUCUUCAUCGCCGUGCGCCUCGCAACCCCCACCGCCACCACUAACAACAACGAUGAUGGCGGUGCUCCCCUGUCACUGCUCUCAGCUGCCUCCUCCAAGUCCCCCUUGUCUUGCUUCACCAGGGCAAACAGCCAUAGGGAGGGGAAGAAGAUUACAGCUGAGGGGGAUGGAGCCACUGAUGCUGUAGAUGGGAGGAGAGGUGCUGUUGGGGUGGAUGGGAUGAGAGAUACUGCUGGUGGCGACGAUGGCACUCGUGACGACAAUGACUCCAGUGGUGAUGGGAGCACUGGUGGCAGUAGCAGGCCUGUUGAGCGUGCUUCCACUGACACUGGGUGUGUGACGCUGAGUGGCCGGCCGGCCAUGAAGACAUGGUGCUCGUGGGAGGGCAUGCGGGAGCACAUGGACCUUGGUGCCGUCGGCAUGGGCAUGGGCAUGGGCAUGGGCAUGGGCAAGGGCAUGGGCAAGGGCAUGGCGAAUGAUGCCUGCCGUGGACGCCACAGCCCUUGCAUCCUGCCCCCUGACCAGCCCGUGCGCCUGAUGGUGGCUGUGGAAGACACAGGUACCGGCAUCCCGCGCCACGCUCGGAGGCACAUCUUCCGGCCGUACACACAGGCAGAGCGCAGCACGGCACGGCUGCAUGGAGGCACGGGCAUCGGCCUCUCCAUCUGCAAGCGCCUGGUGUCGAUGAUGGGAGGAUCCAUCUCGUUUGUCUCAAAGCCAGGCGUCGGCACCACCUUCCUCUUCGAUAUCCUCCUCCACACACUCCCUCUCCCUCACCCUCCUGCCUCGCCUCCUCAUCCUUCCCAACCCCACACUCCUCCCCAAACCAACACUUCUCCUCAUGCCCCUGCCGUUCCUCCCUCUCUCUCCCUCCUUCACUCCCUGCUUACUGCAUCUCCAACCUCUUCGCCACCGCCCGCCAAUCCCUCUGCCACACACACUCCCACUCCCUCUGCCCGUGCAUGCAUCCCCUCUCCUCUUCCUCGAAGCUCCUGCCACGUGGCCCCCCAAGACACAGGCAACCAGCAGCAACAGCAGGGGGCAGCAUGUGGGUUAGAGGGUGUGUGUGUGGGGAGUGGUGGGAGGGUGGUGGGUGCACUAGAGGGCGUUCUUGUGGUGAGUGUGGACGACCGGCCGGUGCGGCAUGCCGUCACUCUCUCUCUGCUGCGCCGCCUUGGCAUCUGCACCCUCCCCUGCCCCUCCUUCCACCUCCUCCCCCGCCUCCUCGCCCAACACCGCUCCUUGCACCAUGGGUCAUCAAGUCAUCCCACGCACCAUGCGGAGCAAGAGCAGGAGGAUGGGAAGGAGGAGGAGCAGGAGGAUGGGAAGGAGGAGGAUCGGGAGGAGGGGAAGGAGGAGGAGCGGGAGGAGGGGAAGGAGGAGGAGCGGGAGGAGGGGAAGGAGCAGGAGGAGGAGCAGGAACAGGAGGAGGGGAAGGAGCAGGAGGAGGAGCAGGAACAGGAGGAGGGGAAGGAGCAGGAGGAGGAGCAGGAACAGGAGGAGGGGAAGGAGCAGGAGGAGGAGCAGGAACAGGAGGAGGGGAAGGAGGAGGAGGAGCAGGAACAGGAGGAGGGGAAGGAGCAGGAGGAGGAGCAGGAACAGGAGGAGGGGAAGGAGCAGGAGGAGGAGCAGGAACAGGAGGAGGGGAAGGAGCAGGAGCAUCACAAGGCUGCACGAACCUCUCAGCCCGCGCCUGCUGCUUCAUCUCUCUCGCACCUCCUUCCCCUGCAGCACUCUCCUCGUCGCUCAACCACCCAGCCCCCUCGUGCUCCACACACUGACUCCCUCACAGCGCAAUCAGCACCCAAGGCACAACCCAACAUCCACUCAUGUCCUCCUCCUGAGCCUCCCCUCGAGCUUCCUCCCGAGCCUCCCCUCGAGCCUCCUCCCGAGCCUCCCCUUGAGCCUCCUCCCGAGACUCCUCUUGAGCUGUCACUCGAGCCGCUGAAUCAUCCUCUGGAGCCGUUUGGCUCGCCGGCAGUUCUUUUCUCCUGCCCUCCUCUUUCCAUCAGUGUCUUCCCUUCGAGCAAGAAUGACAUGGGUGGAAGGGCGGAGAAGCAAGAGGAAGAGGGAGUGGAGAAAAGGAGAGGGGAGGAGGAACGAGAAGAGGAGGAGGAAGGAGAAAGAGAGGAGGGACUGGCGGGAUUGCAGCAGCGGGUGCACUACAGGAGCUUGAGCAAAGCAGAGAGGCGGGGAUGGGUGGGGGCGGUGGUGGUUGAGGGGGAGAUGAUGCAGCGGCUGGGCGUCACAGCAGAUCAAAUCCAUUCGCUCUUGAUGGGCCAGGAGGGACUAGGGAUGGCAGGGUCUGGCGAGCAGUUGAGCGAGCGAGGGCAUUUGAGUGCAGAGAACGUGGGUAAGAGUGAGCAAACGAGCAAGGGAGGACACAUGAGUGGGAGCAGGGAUGAAGGGGCGGAGGAGAUGACAAGAGAGGGAUUGAGCGGGUGUGCAGUGGAGGAGAAGGCACAAGGCAGCGACCCUAAACCCUGGCCCGUUCCCUUCCUUGUGCUCCUGCACGGCUCUCUCCCCCUCUCACAAAGCUCUCUUGCCGGAGGCCUUCCCACGGCCGACAGCUUCAGCCCUUACGAGAGGGAUGCUUAUAAAGGGGACAAGGGCUGCGGAGGCAGCAACAGCAGGAGCAGGUCGCCUGCGCCCUCCCUCUCGCCCUCCCCGUCCAUCCCCUCACUUUUGUCACUUGGCUUUGACGCUGUCGUGAGGAAGCCUCUUCAUAGACCGGCAGUGCUGGCGGCGCUUCUGCCGCUGUUCCCUGUGGGCCCGGAGCAAGGUGAGUGCAGGCACGGAGAUGGAGGAGGAGACAGAGGAGGAAAGGACGAAGGACCGGGAGCACAGGGAGGGUUGAGGGGGCGAGACGAGGGUCAUGCUGUGGAAACGAGUGUGUUAGUGAGAUUCGGCCAAGAUCCUUCCCACCACCACCACCAGCUGCACCACCAGCAGCAACAGCAGCAACAGGUCUCAAAGAAUACCCCACUCGUAUGCCACCGUCCUGACAGUAUAGACUGGAGUGACAGUAUCAAUCGACAGGGGCAGAGGCAGAGGCAGGGGCAGUGGGGUGGUGAGGCAUUGGAGGCAUUGGAGCUAGUGAGUCCUCAGGAGGUGAAGGGGCAGUGGGGGGGUGGUGGUGUGGUGCUGAGCCCGUCUGCCCUCCACAAGGCUGGCAGCAGCGCUGCAGCGGCCCUCUGGCGAGCUGUGACGUCCCCCCGGGCACUCAUGUCCCCUCAGUCCUUCACGUCCCCUCAGUCGCUCAGCUCCCCUCACUUGUUUAAGUUGCGCCCCUCUCAGUCUCCCAACACUCCUGCCAGUCCCACCACUCCCACCUCUCCCACCACUCCCACCACUCCCAACACUAUCACCACCCCCGCUUCUGACGCGGCCAAAUCCAAGGCUGCUAGCCCCGUGGCGGCGCAAAACACGUCACCCUAUGCCAACAGUGGCCAUGCUGCCUCUCUACCGGGAAAAGGGCUGAUGGUGUGUGAGGAGGAUGCAUCACUUGGGCGGCAGCAGCAGCAGCAGCAGCAGCAGGGCGUGGAUGGCAGCAGUGUCUCGUUGGCCAGCCGAUCUGCUUCCCUCGAACACCUGAUCGAACCGUUUGCACCUCCUGCUGCUGCUGCUGCUGCUGUGUCGGAGGGCUUGCCAUCGGUUGCUGCUACUUUUACAGGCUUGACAUCAGGUGGCGAUGGCGGAUCAGCAGGUGGAGGUGGUAAUUUGACAGGAGAUAGGGGUCUUGGGAAAGGCACCAGUGCUGGGGAAGCAGCAGAUUCGGGUGGAAUGAGGGCACGGGUGCACGGCUCAGCAGGUGAAAGGAGAGCAGCUGGGCGGUCCCAUGCAAGACAGAGAGAUAAGAGGCAUAGCACGGGCGCCAGUGGUGCUGGUGGUGAGGAUGGUGCAGCUGCUGCUGCUGCUGCUGCUGCUGCUGCUGCUGCUGCUGCUGCUGCUGCUGCUGCUGGUGCUGGUGCUGGUGGCAGAGUGAGUGGUUUUGAGAGUGUGCUGGACUUUGCAGGCAAGCUGCUGGAGAGGCACGGCGCGCGAGUCACCGCCGUGGAUGGCGGCGCCAAGGCCCUUCAAGCCCUCGCCCCGCCCCACCCCUACGACCUGGUUUUCAUGGACCUCCAGGUGGGAAGAUGUGCGGGAGGUGGGGAGAUGGGCUUUAAGAUGCCGGGCAUGGAUGGGCUGGAGGCGACUCGCAGGAUCCGAGCGCGGGAGAGGGCUCAGGGCGGGGGGCAUGUGGCCAUCAUUGCGCUCACAGCGGAUGUGAUUGCCGGCACGCGCCACCACUGCUUUGCCGUCGGCAUGGAUGACUACCUCUCCAAACCCCUCGAGGAGGCGCAACUCUCCCGCGCCGUCUGUCGCCGCCUCGCCAAUUUAUAA